CAUAUUUCUUAAAAAUGGAAUAGAAAAAAGUUGUAGAUUGGUCAACUUGUCGGGACCGGGAGUAGUUAUUGUAUUUGUAAUAAAGAAAUCAAAUGAUAAGAACAAGAAUAUUAAUUAAUUAAUUAAAAUAAAUAAAAAAAGGGGGUUUAUUAUAUGCCGGCAACGUUGAAUUCAGGGGCCCGCUACCGUUACCGUCACCGUUACCGUCACAUUUCCCAGAUCCAGUACACCCUGCCAAAAUCACAGAUGCCCAGAAUUUAGAGAAAGCAGCAGAAAAAACAGUUACACACAUAAAACACAGAAACGAUUAUGGCUGCUUCCUAAUUACACAUCUAGUCAUCUUCUUUGUUACAACAUCGUAUUUCUUCACCACUGUCUGUAUCUCGAGUCACCAUCACCAAUUCAGCGUCUUAUCUCUCAGACUUGUUCACUACUUGACGCGCUCGUAUUGUAAUCUCAGCCCCACUCUCCGAUUUCCUCUGCGUAUGGGUGUAAAUGCAGACUAGGUAUAUGGAAAGAACAAACUCGAUGAAAGGGAGAGGGAAAAGAAGCUUAGAAGAAGGUGCUGCUGAUGAAGAACAACAAGAGCCAGAGAGGAAACGACCUGCUUUAGCUAGCGUUAUUGUGGAAGCUCUAAAGUUGGAUAGUCUCCAAAAGCUCUGCUCAUCGUUGGAACCAAUUCUUCGCAGAGUGGUUAGUGAAGAAGUCGAACGAGCUUUGGCUAAGUUGGGUCCUGCUAUGCUGAACGGGAGGUCAUCACCUAAACGGAUCGGAGGGCCAGACGGAAGAAACCUGCAGCUUCACUUCAAGUCGAGGCUUUCUCUUCCUCUGUUCACCGGUGGCAAAGUAGAGGGCGAACAAGGUGCCGCAAUUCACGUUGUACUGAUCGAUGCCAACACGGGCCACGCGGUAACUUCCGGCCCGGAAUCUUCCGUGAAGUUGGACAUUGUUGUUCUAGAAGGUGACUUCAAUAACGAAGAUGACGAAGGGUGGAACCAAGAAGAGUUCGAUAGCCAUGUUGUGAAAGAGAGAGAGGGAAAGAGACCUCUUUUGACGGGGGAUUUACAGGUGGCGCUCAAGGAAGGUGUUGGAACUGUCGGGGAUCUUACGUUUACGGAUAAUUCGAGCUGGAUAAGGAGCAGAAAGUUUCGACUUGGUUUGAAAGUUUCGUCGGGGUUCUGUGAAGGGGUACGCAUUCGUGAGGCAAAGACUGAAGCUUUUACUGUCAAAGAUCAUCGUGGGGAAUUGUACAAGAAACAUUAUCCACCUGCUUUGAGCGACGAAGUAUGGAGAUUGGAGAAAAUUGGGAAAGAUGGAUCAUUCCACAGAAGGCUUAAUAAUGCCGGGAUAUUUACUGUAGAGGACUUUCUUCGCCUUGUGGUCAGGGACUCUCCGAAGUUGAGGAGUAUACUGGGCAGUGGUAUGUCGAACAAGAUGUGGGAUGCACUGAUAGAACAUUCGAAGACCUGCGUUUUGAGUGGCAAGCUUUAUAUAUAUUACCAAGACGAAACGAGACAUAUAGGUGUUGCUUUUAAUAAUGUCUAUGAGCUGAGUGGUCUCAUCGCAAACGAUCAAUUCUAUCCAGCAGACUCACUUUCAGACAGCCAAAAGGUAUAUGUGGAUAAGUUGGUGAAAACAGCUUAUGAUAAUUGGAACCAAGUUGUCGAGUACGACGGGAAAUCACUUUUGAAUUCCAAGCAAAUCAAGAAGUCCCGAGAAGAUAUUCCUGUGGGCCCCACCAUCAAUUAUCCGAAUUCUUUAGAUAUUCAGAUCCCGCACAGAUUGUCCGUUUCAAUUCCCUCCGAGCCGUCAAUGGAUCAAAGUGUUCUAAGUGGAGAUUCAGGAGGUUAUACAGACAAUAUAUCUGCAAGUUAUCUCACACAGUCCCACUCCCAGUUCGACACAGUCUCGUUUACUCACCACGAAGUCAACCCACACAACCAAUUCCAAAGUCAAACGUACAGCGAAAAAGUCAACCUCGCCCUGGCCCCACCUCAAUCAUCACCCCAAUCAUCAUUCCAACACGGCAACUCUUCUUCAUCCUCCGUUUCCUCUCUCCAUCAUCAAUCCAAUAAUGUCAACCCGUUCUUGUCCGAGGAAUGGCCCACAAAUCGAGACGACAACAACAAGGGGGGAAUCGAUUUCUUGUCUGAAGAAGAUAUUCGUCUGAGAAGCCACGAAAUACUCGAGAACGAAGACAUGCAGCACUUGCUCCGCCUCUUCAGCAUGGGGGGCAACGUCCCCCCUGUUGAGGAUUCCUUUAGUUUCCCUUCUUCCUCGUCUUCUUACAUGACUGCCCCUUCACCGGACUACAGGGGGGCCCGCUCAGGGAAGGCUGUUGUCGGGUGGCUCAAGAUUAAAGCUGCUAUGAGAUGGGGAAUUUUUAUUAGGAAGAAAGCUGCUGAAAGGCGCGCCCAGAUUGUCGAAUUAGAUGAUGACUAGAAUUUUUUUUUUCUUUCCCGAAUCGGAAAAAAGAAAAACAAAAUAUUUUUCUGUAUCGGAAAUUGAUGAUUCUGUUGUAGUUUUUUUAUUUUUUAUUUCUUGUACAGUGAGUGGUUUUGCUUACGAACACUUGUUAUUUACUUCGUUGUUAUGUGAUUCGAUGACAUUAGAAGUGCUUUGCGUUUGUAAAAGUAGUUCAAAAAGUUAGAUUAGGAGACACUCGUUACAUUUUUAACCGUGUUGAAUUUGAUACUUGAUGUUUCAAUGGUAUUUGUUCUUUGUUUUACUUU
This is a messenger RNA of Erythranthe guttata (spotted monkey flower), 2732 nucleotides long. RefSeq names its product calmodulin-binding protein 60 D. Gene Ontology annotation, cellular component: nucleus. Lineage: Eukaryota; Viridiplantae; Streptophyta; Magnoliopsida; Lamiales; Phrymaceae. Gene Ontology annotation, molecular function: calmodulin binding; DNA-binding transcription factor activity; sequence-specific DNA binding. The record is from RefSeq and is a predicted model, not a curated record. Gene Ontology annotation, biological process: regulation of salicylic acid biosynthetic process.